Molecule: messenger RNA, 443 nt
Organism: Strongylus vulgaris
Lineage: Eukaryota; Metazoa; Nematoda; Chromadorea; Rhabditida; Strongylidae
Source: the annotation of a GenBank genome assembly
AUGCAGCAUCCAGAUAAGAGGAAAUCGAAUGGGAGCAAUGCGGAACCUGCUCGGAAAUUGUUUUGUGUUUUUGUUUCUAAUGGGACCAUUGCGUAUUCAAUUCAUGAGAUCUGGAAUAUAGAGUCUUUUAGGACAUGGUUUGGAAAUCGAGAAAAUCCGUUUUCUUCUGUGUAUAGAUCUAUUAUCUCCCUCUGUGUACUGAUUUAUGCGCUGGCAAUGAUCAUCCUUCCCAUUAUUCUACUUACUAUGCUCAAUCUUAUGCUUCUGAGAAACAAUGAGAAUCAAAUGCAGAAAACUGAACAUCGAGUUACAUUGACAGUGACUUUUAUUGUCACAAUGUUCACCCUUACAAAUGGUCCUUCAGCGCUGAUGCACCUUAUUAGGACUACGUACAGUCUUCAACAACAGGAUUUAUAUGAUCUCACAAUGAUUUGCAGGUAAGA